Messenger RNA from Hevea brasiliensis (rubber tree), 2486 nucleotides. RefSeq lists its product as uncharacterized. The record is from RefSeq and is a predicted model, not a curated record. Gene Ontology annotation, biological process: transmembrane transport. Lineage: Eukaryota; Viridiplantae; Streptophyta; Magnoliopsida; Malpighiales; Euphorbiaceae. The transcript has 5 exons. Gene Ontology annotation, molecular function: transmembrane transporter activity. Gene Ontology annotation, cellular component: membrane. Bases 176 to 1837 code for a protein of 553 amino acids.
GUAAGUUCUGGAAAAAAUUAUAAAACAGAAGAAAAAAAACAAAAUAAAGACGUUAGCCACCGCCGGCACUGCUAUGAAUAACACCACUUAACAAGAACAAACAUACAAAAUCCAACAACGGUUUUCAUACCUCACCACCGCUUAAGCCGCCGCCGCCACCACCGCCAACGACGGAAUGGGUGGUACAGAACCUGUAAGAGAAGCAAACGAGCUGGAGGAGGAGAAUGAAAGGAGAGAGGAAGAGGAUAAAGGAGAUGAAGAGGAAGAAGUAGAAGGGGAAUAUGAAGGAAAUGAGGAGGGAGAGAGAGAUGUGGAGAAAGGAGAGGUGGGUGUUAAAGAAAAGGUGAUGGAGAGAAAUAAUGUUAAUGAUGAAGGCCAGAGAAAUUUUCGUGUGUCAACGUUGCAAAGAUUAAACCCAUCAAACCCUUUGAGAAUUGCAUUCAAUAAUUCUACUAGAGUUGCUAUUCCUCCUCCUUCCCAGACUUCUCUGCCUCGCUCUGCACCAGCCCCACAACCAUCAAUAACAACACUCAAUUCAAGAAGGUAUACCAACAGAAUAUUUCUGUUUCUGUUUGUGCUGCACAUGGUUCUGGCUUUUGGGCUAGUAUGUUUUCUUGUAUUCAAGGGAAUUCAGGGACUUGUGGUAGCAUCAGAUACUGUUAAAAGAAAAGAGAAGAGGAUAUUGAAGUAUUUCCUCCCUCAAGCUGAAGUUGCAUCUUUAUUGAGCAUUACUCUUGCUUUGGUAUGGCAAAAAGCAGUUAGGGUAUGGCCUGGAUUCAUGAUUCAUUUCAUAUUAUGGGGCUCUUUCUUUAUGUCACUGUCAGCUGGAAUUCUCUUAAUUUGUUUCCAGACGGCUCCCACUGAUGGUGUUGGAGUUUGUUUUGUUGCCUUUGCAAUUGGUAAUGGCUUAUAUGCUUGUUGGGUAAAUCAAAGAAUCAAGUUUAGUACUAAAAUCUUGAUUAAAUCGCUUGAACCUGUUCCAAAAUUUGGUGAUUUGAAUCAACCUACUUAUUGGAUGCUUGGAAUUGGGUUCCUGUGGAUGUCUCUGUGGAUUUUAGCUGUCAUUGGAGCUUUAAAUUUCCACUUUGCACCCUUGACAAUCAUUGCAUUGGUAUUGAGCUUGGCUUGGACUACAGAGGUUAUGAGGAAUGUGGUUAAUUUGACCGUUAGCAGGGUAAUCUCUCUGUAUUAUCUCAGAGGGAUGCAAGCAAAUACUAAAUUUUGCUUCCAAAGAGCUGUAACUCGGAAUCUUGGAAGUGCUUGUCUGGGAUCUCUAUUUGUGCCAGCAAUUGAAGCACUGAGAAUCGUUGCUCGGGGUCUGAAUUUGCUCGAGGGAGAGGAUGAAUUCAUGUUUUCUUGUGCUCAUUGCUGUCUUGGAGUCAUGGAGUGCAUCUUCAGAUAUGGCAAUGGCUGGGCCUUCGCGCAGAUAGCUGCAUAUGGAAAAGGUUUUGUACAGGCAUCACAAGACACUUGGGCUCUCUUUCAGAGGCAAGAUAUGGUAACCCUUGUUGACUCUGACAUUACCAGCUCAAUUUGUUUCCUUACUGGAGUUUGCAGUGCAUCCAUUUGCGUCAUUGUUGUAGCUGCUUGGACUGCUGAAGUGCAUAAGCCCUUCACAGCUUCCAUCUCCCUUCUGGCAUUCUUUAUUGGAUACCUCAUGACUAGAAUUGCUAUGGCACUGCCACAUGCUUGUGUGAGCUGCUACUACGUUUGCUAUGCAGAAAAUCCCGAGAACAGAUUGUUUGAUAAAACCAUCAAAGAUCGCCAGAACUUGUUGAAAUCUGGCCGCGAUGUGGUCGUUCCUACUCCUCGGGCCCCCCAUCGACUUAGCUCAUAAACUAAGGCGAGAUUUUUCCAGGAAAAUUACAGAAGCUAUGCGAGGUCACAGAUUGAACAUACAGUAAAAAAUGUAGCAUUGCUAUGGUCACUUUCAAUGAGGGGUCCAAGGACUCUAAAUUCAAGCCAAUCAAGCUAGAGGUAAAUUUAUCCUUUAAUGGUUAAGUUGGUGAUGGAAGAUGGAAUUCGAAUGUAAAAACUCAGCGAUUAUCGGAUGAUCUUGAUUUGGGUAGGAAUUUUAUGGAGAACACAGUGGGAUUCCAAACAAGAAAGCAAAGGUAUUAGGUGCAGAGAUAGGAAAAUUUAGGUUCCAUCUUUGAAAAAAAUAUUAUUAAGAGAAACAGUCUUGGAUUCUAAAAAGAUUAUACCGAAUAUAUCUGAAUAAAUCCAGAAAAGCUCAUUGGCUUCACCGUUAUUUUAUUAACUUUCAUCAUUGUUUAAUUUAGUUUUGGUAUCCCUUUUGCAAUCUUUGCAGCUUGUAAGUAUCUCCAUGAGUAGUGUAUCAUAAUUGAUACUUUCUUACUUAUCUUAUUUAAGGAAUUAAAAUAUGGGUUUGGCUUUACUAAAAUAAUAGGGUUAAGAUAGGCUUGAUGUUAGGUUUGCCUUGAUUAAAACAAAAUGUAAGGACAAUUAAAGAGCUGGCCUUUUGA